UGUUUUUAUCUUUAGUUUCUCUUUCGAAAUGUCGACGAACGUUUGCAGUAGAUUAUUUAUAACGAAAAAUUUAGUUAAUUUAACAAAAAAUUUAAGACCAGUGCAAAGAAAUUAUAGUAACUUCCGUUUUAAUGCAGAAAAUCGGCAAAAUUAUGUGAAAUAUUUAUUAAUAGUUGGUGGCGGUGUAACCGCGUUUGUGUGUGCUAAUUUAGUUAAAACGAAUACUGUUCAGGCAUUUAAUAUUAAACGCAUAAAGCGAGAUGAACUAUCUUCUUCCGUAAAACUCACUGCACGUGAAAGACGUUUCAUUAAAUUCUCUUCGGUGGAAUAUGAUGGACAAUUGUAUAUGACACCACAAGAUUUUCUUGAUUCUGUAGUUGAACAGGAACCAAGACCACGUCUCAAACGACGUAUUUUAACCGAUCAAGAAGUAACAAAGAUUAAGGAUGAAACACCACCAUUGAAGAAGGGUUCAAAUCAAUUGUUUAGAACUCUAAGAGAUAAAGGAAUUAUUUCUUAUACGGAAUACUUGUUUCUUUUAUCAAUUUUGACUAAACCCAAAUCUGGUUUUCGUAUUGCCUUCAAUAUGUUUGAUACUGAUGGUAAUCAUCGUGUGGAUAAAAAUGAAUUUUUGGUGAUUUUAAAAAUUUUGGGUGGCUCCUUUCGUUCACAUGAUUUGGAUGAAGAAACUAGACGCAUUCUAAAACGUUUAGUUUCCACCGAAGAACAAGCCAAAGAAUUGUAUUACAAGAAAAAGAAAGACAAAAAGAUUACGAAUGCAUUUAUGGAACGUAUUUUUAGUGGAGCUUGGAAAGAUAAACGUGGUAAAACUCAAACUAACGAUGAGGAAUCUGAACAAAUUAAAAAAGAUGAUGAUGAUGAAGAUAGUGAAGAGGACAAUUAUAUAGAUGAUGAAGAAGGUUUACAACGUAAACAUAAAGUGGACACCACUUUGCAGACCCAUUUGUUUGGCAAAAAAGGCAAUCAGGAUUUAUACUAUGAGGGAUUCUAUAAAUUCAUGGACAACCUACAGACUGAAGUGUUAGAAUUGGAAUUCACUGAGUUCUCCAAAGGCAACAAAGCCAUUACCGAAGUUGAUUUUGCCAAAAUCCUAUUGCGUUAUACCUACUUGGAUACGGAUGAGUAUGAUAGUUUUUUGGAACGUCUUUUAGAUCGUGUUAAGGAUGAACAGGGUAUAACAUUCGACGAAUUUCGUGAUUUUUGUCGAUUCCUUAACAAUCUGGAAGAUUUUGCAAUAGCUAUGCGUAUGUACACUUUGGCAGAUCGUGCUAUUUCAAAAGAUGAAUUUUCUAGAGCUGUAAAAAUUUGCACAGGCUAUACGUUGUCCAAACACUUGAUUGAUACCGUAUUUGCCAUAUUCGAUCAGGAUGGUGAUGGUUUAUUGUCAUAUAAGGAAUUCAUUGCCAUUAUGAAAGAGCGUUUACAUCGUGGUUUUAAAUCGGUAGCCAAAUCUGAAGGAUGGGAUGCUUUUAAAGUCUGCGUUAAACAGGAAAUGAAACAAAAUAGAUAAAUUAUUGAAAAUAUAAACAAAUAGCUAAACGAAAGAAGCUUUAUCAAGGCCAAAUUUAAACUAAAUAUUAAUUAAAACAUAUUACUAACACUCUUAUUCAUAAUAUAACUUUUUUUGAUCAAAGUUUUAAAAAUAUAAUUUUGUAUGGAAAUUUAAUUUUAUAAACCGUUAGCUCCAUUUUCACAAUAUCUAGCUAUUUUUUAACCUAAAGUUAUACUGAGAGUUUUCAUAAAAAAAAUUAUUUUAACAGACAGUAUAACAUUAAGUUAAAAAAUAACCAGAUGUCGUGAAACUGGGGCCUAAUAAAAUAAAAAUUUCAUUCUGAAAAGGUUAUUAAAUUAUUAACUUUGCAUAAAUUCAAAUUAAUUAAUACUUAAUUUGUUUAAAAAUCCUCUAAUCAUUUAAAAUUAUGUAAAAUUCAUCAAUUACUUGCCAUUUAAUUAAAAUUUUGUUUAAAAAACCUGUUAUUUAUUACUUAUUAAAUUUAUUAAUAUUUUAAACGCUCAAUAAGUUACAAACGAUAUGAUCAUGAUCAUAGCGAUAUGAUCAUGAUCAUACAAAUAUCGCUAUAAACUCUGUUUUAUUCUUACACAUAUGUAUUUCAAAUAUAAUGUUGGAUUUCAUUUAUCAAAUAAUGUAUGUAUCAUUAUGUUAAGAACUUAUAAAUUUUGAAUAGCAUAACAAAAAGUUUUUGUUGUAAACAUAUGGUCUAUUUUCAAUGACAUAAAAACUAUUACGAAUUAUUACAAAUUUUCACAGAAAUCCGUAAUAGUUUUUUGUGAUUGAACAGAAAAAAUAUUUUGUUAAAAAAUGCACAUUUCUAAUGAAAAGAAUCAGUAUUUUAAAGAAUUUACAAACUAGGCCAGUAAAAUUAUACACCAUAAAUAACGUGUUCUCUACUCGAUGUAUUCGAGGUCAAAGGUCAUAUAAAUCCGUUCAUGUAAAUUUAAGAAUACAGCUUUGGUAUCAAAUUAAAUUUAUUUAAAAGACCUGACCAAUACUAUAGAAACAUUUUCAAAAAUACAUCAUUAGUUUAUGAGAUCAAUUUGUUCGACCAAUUCGCUCUAUUUUAUAAUAUUUUUUCUUUAUUUAUUGAGCUUAUAACUUUAUAUAUAAUCCAUAACUUUAUAUAUAAACUUUUUCCGAAAACUUUAAGCAUAACGCCAUCAAUUGCCAUAUAUACCUUAAUUAUUAUCUUGCGUGUACUUCUUAUUUAAUCUCCUUAGCAAGAUCAUUGACAAGUUUAAAUGUUUUAAUUGCUAAAAGUUACCAUAAUGACUGGAUGAUAACAUUUGAAUAUAGAAACAAUUUUAGUAGAUCUGUGCAUUUUUUAUCAACAAUUACUGAUAACUUACCAAUUACCCAUUUGUUAAUUAAUUUGUUAAGUAUUUACUGUACCUAAUAAUUUUGUAUUAAGAAACAAUUACUACUAAUAUUUAUGUAUGUAAAAAUUAUAAAAAUAAUUAUUGUUGUGUUUUUGUUUGUUGUUUAUUUUAUUAUCAAUCAUUAUAUUAUUAUUAUUUAUUUAUAUUUUUUUUUUCGUUAUUUAUUUACAUAAUAAAAACAUUCAUUUUAAAAUGAAAUUUACAAAAAUGGUUUAUAAAACUCAUAAAAUUAAUUUGGUAAGUAAUAAACUUGUAGGUAGGUAUAAGGUUCAUUCACAUAUUUGAUAUUUUAUUUUUAUAUAUA
Messenger RNA from Calliphora vicina (urban bluebottle blowfly), 3220 nucleotides. RefSeq names its product Mitochondrial calcium uptake 3 (gene MICU3). Lineage: Eukaryota; Metazoa; Arthropoda; Insecta; Diptera; Calliphoridae. Gene Ontology annotation, biological process: calcium import into the mitochondrion; mitochondrial calcium ion homeostasis. The transcript has 11 exons. Gene Ontology annotation, cellular component: uniplex complex. Gene Ontology annotation, molecular function: calcium ion binding. Bases 29 to 1531 code for a protein of 500 amino acids. The record is from RefSeq and is a predicted model, not a curated record.